Aegilops tauschii subsp. strangulata is the source of this 1200-nucleotide messenger RNA. RefSeq lists its product as uncharacterized. NCBI's taxonomy places the organism in Eukaryota, Viridiplantae, Streptophyta, Magnoliopsida, Poales, Poaceae. The record is from RefSeq and is a predicted model, not a curated record.
UGCUGCAGCUGCAGCUGGUGGUGGUGGCGUGCGUCAGUUCUUCAAGACCAGCUGCCCCCCUCCCCACCCACUUCGCUCUCGGCUUCAUUACUCUCUGCAUUUGCAUUUGGGUGGGCGUGGGCCAUUCUCCUCCUCCGCUCUUGUUCUUCUUCCCUAGAUCUGAUCUGAGAGGCAUUGGAGCGUGCAGCAAUGGCGGGCGAACUUCCGACGCCCUUGGACAUGGACACCCCGGCCAAAGUGGAGAAGCAAGAUCCGAGGUGUCCGGAGAGCAUACCGGCGGUCCCGGCCACGGCGACCGCAAACUGGUCCAAAUGGUCCACGCUCCCGGACGAUCUCGUCCGCCGCAUCGCCAAGUGCUUCCUCUACACCAACGACGUCGACUACUACAUGUGCUUCCGCGCCGUCUGCCCCAGCUGGCGCGCCGUCACCGGCGACCCCAAGAGAGACGCUCUGGACUCUGGAGCCCUGCUUCUGUUGCUUCCAGCCGCUACAUUGGAUGGUCCUGGACGACGACUUCCAGAGCGACGACACGCGGAUGGUUCUGGAGCAGCGCUGGAAGUCAGAGGCAGGAGGUGGAGCGGCUUCGUCUUGCACGGAGGUUCGGUGAAGAUGUCAAGUCAUGCCUGACCGACAGGUGCUACGCUUGGUCAUGCCUGGUCGGCAGGUGCUACGCACGACAGAUCCUCCAAGGGCUUCAAGCUGUGUCGGCUGGUGGUACUUGGCAGCAUGGCGCUGAGGUGUAUCAGUGGCGACCGCGACGUGUUCAGCUGUUUGCGCGCAGGGAGGAGGUGCCGUUGGGCGCCGUGGUGGCGUCGACGGUAGCUGGACCGAGCAAGGUUGAUGCAUCAGUACAGUUCUGAAGAUGGAGCGGUGGCAGUUGGCGGCGGCGGCCUCUGAGAGCACGCCGGACCAGUGUGUGCCCUAGACCCGGCAAGUGGCUAGAUUGAGGUCUCAGGUCUUAGAUGUUAGGCUUGGCUGCGAUAUCUGUUUGGUAUUAGGCCCAGGCUAUCUGCGCCCCUUCAUCAACUGGAUAGGUGUAGCGACAGUUUGUUGUUUAGACGGCGGCUUUAGUCUUACUGUUGUAUGACUUUGUAAGGUCUUGUGAGAAUAAUUAAUAAAGUGGCCGUAUGCAUCGCCCAGAUGCGGAGGCCGGGGGUCAUCCUCCUUUUCUAAAAAAAAGGUCAGUGUAUGAAUCUAUUC